Molecule: messenger RNA, 2359 nt
Organism: Photinus pyralis (common eastern firefly)
Lineage: Eukaryota; Metazoa; Arthropoda; Insecta; Coleoptera; Lampyridae
Product: cysteine-rich motor neuron 1 protein
Exons: 2
Coding region: 201-1346 (381 amino acids)
Molecular function (GO): serine-type endopeptidase inhibitor activity
Source: RefSeq, a predicted model, not a curated record
AGUAUGACGAACACUUCGAGGAGGCAUGUCCGCCGGACAGCGUCAAAAUUGAGGACGUCUGCAAGUGCGACUACACCCUGUGCGACAAGCCGCCGUGCCAGUCGACUCUCGUCCAGGUCGCGAACCUGACCGACGUGCCCGGCUCGUGCUGCCCGACGUACACGUGCGAGGGCUGCGUCGAAGAGGACCAAAUCGAAGGUAUGUGUCCGUGUCUGCCGGGCGCGGUUCUCAGAUCGGGUCGCAAGUGCGAGUGCGCGAAGCAGCACUACACGCUUUCGAACGGUACGUGCGAGUGCGACGUGAACAAGUGCGAGCUGCCCGAUCUGUGCGACGAACGGUCGGUCGCGGUUGUCGAACGCGAGGAUUGCUGCGAAAAAGUGAAGUGUAUCGAGUGUCCCUCGGACAGCUACCCCACGGCGUACAACAACGCCACGUUGGACGACAUGUGCGUGUGCUACCCGUGCCCGCCCCACAAGUGUAACGGAACUCAAGUGCACAUUUUGAGGAACGCCAGGAACGUGCCGGGAAUGUGCUGUGACCUGUACCUCUGUGAGAACGCGUGCACGGUUAACGGCACCUUGUACUCGCACGGUGACAGCUGGUCUUUGGGCGACACCCAGUGCAACUGCCAGAAUGGCGUCUCCGUCUGCUCGUCCAUAACCCCCAGCGAGAUGUCGAGGACGUGCCUGGUCGAAAACAAGAUCUACCACCACAACGAGACCUGGAUCGUGGACAGCUGCACCAACUGCACGUGCGUUCACGGCGAGCCAAAGUGCAUAGCGCACAUGUGCGACGUACUGACCAGCGAGGCCAAGUGCCCGCCGAUGUCCGCCUGCAGGAAGAUGUGCGAGAACGGUUUCAGACUGAACAAGCAAGGGUGCGAGAUCUGCAAGUGCAAGUUGGUUCAAAACAAAACGGACAGGCUCGACCUUCUGCUUCAGGAGUACAACCUGACCGAAGAGGAGCUCACGAAUCUCGUCAGGAGUCGAGCCGAGGCCGAAGAUGUGCAAAGUACGGUUGAUUCCUCCACCUCUACGAGUUCCACGACAACGCCAUCUACUACCGUUUGCAUAAGCGAUCAUACGAAGACUAGAGGUGACUGCACCUACAGCUGCAUCUUGGAAUACGGCAUACCCGGCUUCGUCGUCGGCGCAAUCUUCGCCGGCAUCCUCCUAUUCACAUUCCUCAAGUGCUCCGAGAAGAACCGCCAGAAGUACAAGAUGCACUACAACUACAGGCCCGUCGGAAAGGAGGCGGCGCUCGACAAGAACCUCAACAUCUCGCCGAUAAUCAACUCGAAGAAUUUCGAAUUGAAAAGUUACAACGAGAAAAAGAAUGUAAUUUAGUUUGUAAAAAGGAUAUUUAAUUAUUUUGUUAAGUUUUUAUUUAUUUAAUAAGAUUGUGAUAUAAUUAAAUAAUAACGAAAGGCUUUUUGCUAAAAAUACAGACGAAUAAUGUUGAUGUUUCUAUUGCGAUAUGUGGGGCGAAGACUCCCCCCUUUUAAUCCUGUAGAGAGUAGUAGUAUUUCAAGGCGCUUAUUUCGAAAAAAUUGUACUUUUGCUGUGCGUCCUGUAAAAAUUUCCAAAAAAAAAAUCCUUUUAGGUAAUUUUUAUAAAUCUUAGCUUAGUUUAUAUUUUAAGUAUAAAUUUGUAUUAUACUAUCAAAAACGUUUAAUAUGUAAAAAUGAAAAACUGACUGUUGUGAAUAACUUGAUAAGAAGACAAUAAUUAUUAUUGAAAUAGGUCGAUUUUCGGUUUUCGACAGAUUGGCAUAUCACAAAAGGAAUCAACAUUUCAAAUUUUAAGUAUGUUACUUGUACAAAGUAUGUAAGCAAAUAUUACUUCUAGUUUUUAUAACAUUUACGAAUUCUAAUACCGUUUAAGUUAUUUUAAUUGUUGUAUUGUGAUAGCGACUUUUUAUUUACUAUUAAUUAUUUAUAAACGGGGUGCAUUAAUUUUUCUCACACACAUAUCUUUGCCCCCCCUUCCCCCCAAAUACACCCUAUAAUUUAUAUAUCUAUAUAUUUACAAUAUAUAAUAACUUAAUUGUUCCUAAGCAAGACUUAACAAUAUUAUUGUGUUUAAUGUAGUAAACGCUGUGUUAUUUUUUAGUUUUUGAAAUUAUUUGCAGUAUUGACUAUAAGUAUUUUAAUAUUGAGGAGUAUUCGAUAUAAUUUAAAAUGUCUCAUUGGGAUAGGAUUACAGAAAAAAAUUAUUUUCUUUAUUUGAAAGUGAUGUAGUGGUUAAGACCUGUAAUUAUAAUAUUUAGUUAUACAUAUUUAUUAAACGGCUUCAUAAAUGGUGAAUAUAUGUUUGUAUGUAUAUAUUAAAAAUAUUAUAAAUAAACAAACUUAAGUUAU